This is a messenger RNA of Planococcus citri (citrus mealybug), 598 nucleotides long. Its product is annotated as protein transport protein Sec61 subunit gamma. Bases 222 to 428 code for a protein of 68 amino acids. NCBI's taxonomy places the organism in Eukaryota, Metazoa, Arthropoda, Insecta, Hemiptera, Pseudococcidae. Gene Ontology annotation, biological process: protein targeting; post-translational protein targeting to membrane, translocation. Gene Ontology annotation, molecular function: transmembrane protein transporter activity. The record is from RefSeq and is a predicted model, not a curated record. The transcript has 4 exons. Gene Ontology annotation, cellular component: Ssh1 translocon complex; membrane.
CGUCUCUGUUCCAACUCGAUUCCAACUUUCAAGUUUUCAUUUCAAACUUUUCGAAUCGAAUUCAGUCGUGGAAUAGUUGAGUAUUUUCCUUCGUACUUUGAGUAAUUUUAAUUCGAUUACAACGUUUAUUGAGCUAAUAAUUACGUUCAACGGUUCAGCUGUCUUGUUGAUAAAGUGAGUACUUUUUUCGAAAGCUUUCAGGUAUUUCUAAUUAAUAUAAAAUGGAUCAGGUAUCUAAAGUAAUCGAGCCAGCGAGGCAGUUUUCGAAAGAUUCUAUAAGACUUGUGAAACGUUGCACGAAACCGGAUCGAAAAGAAUUUCAAAAAAUUGCUGUCGCCACAGCGAUUGGAUUUUGCAUUAUGGGCUUUAUUGGAUUCUUCGUCAAGUUGAUUCAUAUUCCAAUUAAUAAUAUCAUUGUAGGAUCGUAAGAAUUUGGUUGAUUUCUGCUGGAGUUUAUUACGUUAUUCCGAUAAAUUAUUUUUCUCGUCUUUUUGAAAGUUUAUUACAUUAUGUGAAUAAGUUAUUUUUUUAUGUUGUGCUUAUAUAAUUAUUUGUAAUCUUUUCUUUAGUAUUUGUUUAAUAAAAUUUGAACACAAAA